Molecule: messenger RNA, 1734 nt
Organism: Zingiber officinale
Lineage: Eukaryota; Viridiplantae; Streptophyta; Magnoliopsida; Zingiberales; Zingiberaceae
Product: blue-light photoreceptor PHR2-like
Exons: 5
Coding region: 88-1413 (441 amino acids)
Biological process (GO): photoreactive repair
Molecular function (GO): DNA binding; FAD binding
Source: RefSeq, a predicted model, not a curated record
UGGGGUUCCAUAUUUUUAAAACCCUGCUACGGUCGUCUUUCAGUCUCGCUCCCACCUUCCUUCACGUCCUCCCUUCCUUCACCCCCAAUGGAAGACCACCACCGCUCGCCCUCUUCUUCCUCCCAACAAGAUGGCAACCAAACUCCACUCCCAUUUGCCUCCUUUUCUCUCUCUCUCUUCUCCCCUCAUCUCUCUUCUUCUUCCUCUCCCUCCUCUUUGCUCGCUCCCAUCCCUUUCCGCCUCAAGAUCCCUUCUCAGAUCACCUCCCUCUCCCUCGCCCUCUUUCACUCCCCCUCCUUUUCCUCCCUCUCCGCCCCGUCGAAAUUCUCCAGCUCUCUCUCUCUUUCCCGCUUCUCCCUCUUCCGCAGCCGCCCCGCCGACCCCCUCGUAGCCGCCGGCGCCCGCCGCUGCGCCAUCGUCUGGUUCCGCGCUGAUCUCCGCCUCCACGACCACGAAGUCCUUUCCGCCGCAAAUGACGACUCCCUCUCCCUCCUCCCGGUCUUCGUCUUCGACUCCCGGGAUUUCGGGCACUCCGCGGGCGGAUUCGACCGGACCGGCCUCCGCCGCGCUCGCUUCCUUCUCGACUCUGUGGCUGACCUCCGUGCCGGGCUGCGCCGCCUCGGAUCCGAUCUCGUGGUGAGGAUCGGCUGCCCAGAGGUGGUGCUGCUGGAGCUCGCGCGCGGAGUGGGCGCCGAUGCGGUGUACGCUCACCGGGAGGUCUCCCAUGAUGAGGUGCGCGCGGAGGAGCGAGUUGGAAAGGCGAUGGAGGACGAGGGGAUCGAGGUGAAGUAUUUUUGGGGGAGCACGUUGCACCACAUUGAGGAUUUACCGUUCCAGCUGGAGCAACUGCCCACCAGUUAUGGAGGGUUUAGGGAGAAGGUGACGGGCGUGAAGGUAAGGAAAGCGAUUGAGGCACCGGAGAAGCUUAAUAGAAUGCCAUCAAGAGGAGGUGUCGAGCCUGGGGAGAUCCCUAGCUUGCAAGACCUUGGGUUCAAUCAGGCACCAACCAUGUCACAGGAUAGCAAGCCUUGCUUCAGCACUCCUGUUGGCGGGGAAACUGAAGCACUAGAGAGAUUGAAGAAGUUUGCUUCUGAAUGGCAAGCACAACCGAGAAAAGCAAAGAUUUCCAACAUAGAUAGUAUAUAUGGUGCUAAUUUCUCAUGCAAAAUCUCACCAUGGCUAUCAACAGGAUGCCUUUCUCCGCGCUUUAUAUUUGAGGAGUUGAAGAGUAGGACUAUUUCUGCUGCUUCAUCACGGAAUAAUAGUCCUGAUUCAGCAGAUGGAGGUGGGAACUGGUUGAUGUUCGAACUGUUAUGGAGGGAUUUCUUCAGGUUUGUCACCAUGAAGUGCAGCUCUGCAACGAAAAUGGUCCAAGCUGCACCCAGCAGUGCUUGCACUGCUGCUCUACCCUAACUCUGCUUUGCAUCUGCAAUUCAAAUGCAACCUCGACCUAAGGGCACAGCUGUUUUGGCUUCUGUAGAUUGACACCAGUAUUUAUAUUAUCAACUAUGCAUCCGAGAGUUGUUUCAGCCAAAGGGUUAAAAUUCUUAGUCAAGACUAGUCGCUGCUUGUAAUUUCAACGGUGCGCAUGGAAUUAAUGGCUUUUGCACCGGAAAGGAACAUAUUAGUAAUUUAUUCUAUAGUGGAUCAUGAUCCAUCCCAUGUUGUCAUUUUGAUGGGAUCCUGUUUACUUCUAUUGUUCUACAAUAUUAUUUAAUCUAAUGCUUUUGUGCA